Spirometra erinaceieuropaei is the source of this 2217-nucleotide messenger RNA. The record is from the annotation of a GenBank genome assembly. Lineage: Eukaryota; Metazoa; Platyhelminthes; Cestoda; Diphyllobothriidea; Diphyllobothriidae.
AUGUCUGGCAACAAAAUAAACACAACGCGCACCGUCGAGAUACCACCCUUCGAUGGUACCGAGUCUGUUAUGGUGUGGCUCAGACGCGCGAAAUUCUAUUUACGGGAGAUCUCAGAGGCCGACAGGCCCUGGACGCUACUCAAGGCCCUUGCGCCUAAACAGUUAGAUAAAGCGCUCGACGCUGGCCUUGACGCCGAUCUACCCUUUGACGCGCUUUGCCAACGCCUGGCUAACUUGUUCAGCCAAACGUACUCUGUCGGCGACGCGAUGGAUCAGUUGCAGGAACGGCGAUUGAAACAGGACGAAACCCUGAACCAGCUGGUGCAGGAUCUCGAACGCCUGACAACUGUGGCUUUUCCUUCAUUAGGAUCUGAGGAUAAGGAUAACAUUGUGCUUCAUUAUUUUAUUAAAGCCCUACCGCCCUCCGAACUGUCACGGUCACUGGUACUACAACCGCCUGGUGAUUUGCGAGAUUCAUUACACAGAGCAGAACGUUAUAUCAGGUUGGACAGCGCCACUCAGAGCCACCCAAAGCACUCAUAUCGACACCAUUGGCGUCGACCUGACUUAGCCUUGGUAAGGAGCCGCCUCCCUCUUAGACCUCGCUUUACAGGCCCCAACUCCAGCCAAUCUAACCAGCAAGGUAGACCUUUCUGUAGACCCGGAGGUCGUCCGCCGUACCGCAACCAGGCGUACACCUGCAGCCAUACACCAAGUACACUGUCCAUUACCUCAUGCAACGAUCUCCACGAUAAGGCAACUCCAUUCUAUGCUCGAUUAUUAGUUAACAACCAAGAAGUUAAUGCGCUGAUAGAUACAGGAGCCACAGUCUCCCUAGUUAAUCCACGAAUCAUACCAAAACAGCUAUACGCCAUCAGGACACCGGCAUGUCCGUGCACUCAGCUGACAGCAGCAGACGGUUCUCGAAUGAAUCAUAUAGGAACCGUAUCACUUGACGUAACCCUCCCACAGAGCACGUCCAGCCACACUUUCAUCGUGACCCCCAAAUUAACAUGGGAUUUGGUGCUCGGAAUUGAUUUCUUAGCACGACACGGCUGUCAGAUAGACGUUAAACAGCGAACGGUACAGUUCAACACAAAAAAGGAAGAUGAACCCAUGACGUCAGCGAUAGUUUUCGAUGACGCAGCCAUAUGUGCGGCUAUCCAGACCUCAGUGCAAAUACCGCCUACUUCUGUGAACGAUAUAUUAUCAAAGGCGGGGGAAACCGCCCGUGACCGUCAGGCCCUCAAAGUCCUACUACUCGAUUUCGAGGACGUGUUUGCGUGGGACGAGUAUUCCCUAGGCCGAACGAACCGCAUCCGGCAUUCCAUCGAGACAGGCUCUGCUAAGCCCAUUUGGCAACCUCCGCGUCGGAUUCCUGUCCAGUACCAAAAUGAAGUUCGCGAUCUAUUAGAUAACAUGCUAGCUACGGGAGUAAUUAGACCGUCGCACUCGCCGUGGGCCUCCCCAGUGACAUUGGUACCCAAGAAAGACGGUAAACUGCGGUUUUGUAUCGAUUACCGACGCCUAAACGCGGUCACGACACGCGACUCGUUCCCAUUACCGCGUAUAGAAUGUACCUUGGAUGCAUUGGCCGGAUCCCAGUGGUUUUCCACCUUAGACCUCAUGUCGGGCUAUUGGCAGGUAGAGGUGGAACCUACAGAUCGUCAGAAGACGGCCUUUAUCCUGCCACAAGGGUUGUUCGAGUUCGAGACUAUGCCGUUUGGAUUGUGCAAUGCAGCCGCUACCUUUCAGCGACUCAUGCAGGUCGUACUAGCGCACUUGUAUCCCCAACAAUGUCUGGUGUACCUUGAUGAUGUGAUCGUCUUCGGUAGAACGAUCGCACAGCAUAACCAAAAUCUGUACGCGGUGUUGGAGGCAUUACGUGAAGCCGGACUGCGUCUGAACCCACAAAAAUGCCAGUUCCUUCGCCGCCAGGUGUCAUAUUUGGGCCACGAGGUCUCCGCAGCAGGCAUACGCGUCGCCCCGGAGAAGAUAGACGCUAUACGAUCCUGGCCUACACCACAAACCCCCACGGAGGUCCGAGGAUUCAUCGGAUUGGCUUCCUAUUACCGACGCUUUAUCGCCGAUUUUGCCGGCAUUGCGAGACCGUUGCAUAGACUGACUGAGAAAGGACGGAGAUUCCUUUGGUCAGAAGAGUGUCAAACUGCGUUCGACGACCUUAAAGCCCGCCUUACAACAGCCCCGAUACUUUGA